GUGAAAUCUUACAUUUGCUGUGCUGAAAACCCAUCUCUUGCUUAUCAGACAUUUUAAAGUAAAUUUGGGCCAUGCUGUAUUGCAUCGUUGUGAGGUAGGAGUUGCACCCUCGACAAGCAGGCUUCAUGCAUGUGCCUGAAGUGUCGUGCCAGAUUAGCUAUGCAGGCUUUAUGCAUGUGCCUGAAGUGUCGUACCAGAUUAGCUUUGCAGGCUUCAUGCAUGUGCCUGAAGUGUCGUGCCAGAUUAGCUAUGCAGGCUUCAUGCAUGUGCCUGAAGUGUCGUACCAGAUUAGCUAUGCAGGCUUCAUGCAUGUGCCUGAAGUGUCGUACCAGAUUAGCUAUGCAGGCUUUAUGCAUGUGCCUGAAGUGUCGUGCCAGAUUAGCUAUGCAGGCUUUAUGCAUGUGCCUGAAGUGUCGUGCCAGAUUAGCUAUGCAGGCUUCAUGCAUGUGCCUGAAGUGUCGUGCCAGAUUAGCUAUGCAGGCUUUAUGCAUGUGCCUGAAGUGUCGUACCAGAUUAGCUAUGCAGGCUUCAUGCAUGUGCCUGAAGUGUCGUACCAGAUUAGCUAUGCAGGCUUUAUGCAUGUGCCUGAAGUGUCGUACCAGAUUAGCUAUGCAGGCUUUAUGCAUGUGCCUGAAGUGUCGUGCCAGAUUAGCUAUGCAGGCUUUAUGCAUGUGCCUGAAGUGUCGUACCAGAUUAGCUAUGCAGGCUUUAUGCAUGUGCCUGAAGUGUCGUGCCAGAUUAGCUAUGCAGGCUUUAUGCAUGUGCCUGAAGUGUCGUACCAGAUUAGCUAUGCAGGCUUUAUGCAUGUGCCUGAAGUGUCGUGCCAGAUUAGCUAUGCAGGCUUUAUGCAUGUGCCUGAAGUGUCGUGCCAGAUUAGCUAUGCAGGCUUCAUGCAUGUGCCUGAAGUGUCGUACCAGAUUAGCUAUGCAGGCUUUAUGCAUGUGCCUGAAGUGUCGUACCAGAUUAGCUAUGCAGGCUUCAUGCAUGUGCCUGAAGUGUCGUGCCAGAUGGCACACGGUAAUCAUUAGCACCAUUUUCCACUGGAAUUUUUCGUAAAAAGGAAGUUUCUUCUUAACAAAAAUCCAGUCUAUGCGAAAAACCCUGAUUGGCCUGUUUGGACUGCAACGGCUAAUCUAAGAAGAUAUUAAAGCUUAUUGAUCUAAGCCAGGUUCUCCCCGCUACUUGCUAAAAUAUAACUAUAUGUUGGUUAUUCAACAGUGUUCAGAUAUAUGCAAGUUUUAUUUCUCAUUUUCAAACUCCUUUGUUAACCUUGUUAAAAAAAUUGCUGACAGUGUUUUACUUUUUGAUGUGCUGUUUUUGUGAAUGUAUUUAAAAUUAAAUAUUAUUUUCGUAUCAGAUUUAAUGUUUAAUUAUUGGCGUGGCAUUAUUUGUGUAUGACAAUGAAUAAUGAUUCAACACCAACACUUAACAUAAUCCAUUUCAUUUUUUGCCGCAACAUUUGUGUCAGAUAUGGCAUUAAUGUUCAACUGGGUGUGCGAGUUUCAGAUAUAUCAUAUUUUGAAGUGUUUACAUCAAUUGAGUUCUUAUUCCCAGCCAUAGUUGGAGCAAUAUAGAAUAGGCAUUGUCUGUCAGUCAGUCUGUCACAAACUUCUCCAUUCUAUAUCUCAGAUAGUAUACAAGAUUUCAACAUUAAACAUUGCAUAUAAAGGUUGCGUACAUGAAGACCUUUCAGUUUAGGUUUUUUAAGCUGUUCACCAAAAGUCAUUUUCAGCUCAAAGCUUUUAAGAAAAUUAAUUUUCAUGCAACAUUUUCUCUGAUUAAAAGAAAACAAAACUUAUUAAAAUCUAUUUUAGAUUUAUCUUGUUAAGUUGGAAUUAAUUGUUUGUGUAUUAUUUAUGCACAAAUGAGUUCAAAUUUUUCUUUGGCAAUUAAUAAUGUCUGCCAGUCUUGCCUUUCAUCAACUCACAAAUGUAUGCACACCAUCACUGUCUUGUCCCUAAAUAUUGUCUACCAUUUUGUGUACAUAAAAUAUACAUAUUUUCUUUUAACUUUUUUUUUAUAAUUAUUUUGUGUAUACAAUUGCAAUAAACAUUUUGAACUUUUCACAAUGUUGAUUACCGCAUUGUAAACAACUUAUUAAACCAUUAUUAUUGUAACAAACUUGGUUAAUGUAAAGUAACCUGUGUAGUUUACGUUCACUUUGAUAUAUUGGCCGCAGUGGAUGCAAAUAAUGAAGCUUACAAAAGAAUCUCAGACGUAAAUUAUUAGAAGUUCUGUAUAUAUCAAAAACCAUAUGUGAUUGCAAAUUGACUAAUUGUAUAAGCGAACCUGUGUUAAUAACAUAGUUCUAAUUAAAUGUAUUAGUUUACGUCACAUUUUGCCUUAUCUUCACCAUUUACUACUCAGAACAUGUGUAUGAAAAUUAUUGUGUUCAUAUAAACUGAACAUUAUUUCAAAUGCUGAUUUUUGUUGCAACAUUUAUGUAAAUUGUACAUUUUCCAAUCCUUUUUCAUGUUGUGUUAUUUCUCAACUGCACAUCAGACCACUUGCCUGUUGGAAUCAAGAUUUUAAUUGGUGUGUACUUUUCAGUUUCUUCUGUGUCCAGGGGUUCUGAAAUAUUUAAAGAGACUACUUGUCCACGGACAAGUUGGACCCACAAAUUCACUUGUCCGUACCAAGGAAGUACUUGUCCGUACUUUUAAGAUAGAUAAAGGAAAAGGUCAUUACUAAUUAAGCAAAUAAUACAAGCAUACACUUUUGUUAACUUCUAUCUUAAAUUAUAAACAUAGUUAACUAGAAAAUUCACAUGAACAAAAAAUACAAGCAAGAUGUGAAUAUAAUAAGAUCACGUUUAAGUCACACAUGAUACCAUCUCGGAUAUUUAAUAAUCUCAACAUGACUAGACAAUUCACUUGAAAUAAAAUAAUCUCUGUUAAUUAUAAUUAUAUAAGUAUCCGCUAAUAAAGGAAACUCUUUAUAAAGUUUACAUUUACACACAUCGGCAACGUUUUCAAGCCAAUGAAAAUCAAUUAGCCAAGACUCAACAAAUUCUCGUUUCCGCUUGGCGUCGUAUGUUUAUCAUAUUCAUACUUGGCUUUUCUCUUCUUUUCCGACGCCGAACUGAUUUUAUCAUUGGUCUGAUUAGCGUCAUGGCAUGACGUUGAAGUGAUUGUAUUAUAUAAAAAUCCAAUGCAGGUCGUUAGAACAUUUAUGUGGCCAUUUGCAAUGUACGAAAAGUGUUAUCUAAUGUGUGAUUGGCUGUUGCUAUACACAUGUGUGCUGGUUUCUCUAUUAAAAUUGUUUUCUCAUGCGUGAUUGGCUGUUGCUAUAUAUACUCGUGGACUGGUUUACUACAUUAAAUAAUUAUUAUCGGAAAAUAACCUACCUCCAGUUUAAAAAGUGUGCCAGUCCGCAGAUUAAUCACAAGCUAUUUAUAUAAGCUUUCGUUUUGAUUUUCGGAAAAUAAAGUAGUUUCGUUCUCGAAAAAAAAUUACCACAGAAAUUUUACUUGUCCCCGGACUGUUCAGCUUUCAAAAACUGCUUGUCCGGAAGGGGAAAUUGACGACUCGGACAACUCGAACAGCAUAUUUCAGAACCCCUGGUGUCCCUUUUGUAACUUGUUAAAAGUUAUACCUAAAUGCAUCUAUAUUUUGUGUGUAUCUCAUUACCUUGCUUUGAAAUACGAAAAAAAUAAUACAGGUUUUAAGCUUAGCACAUGCCACUUUUUAUUGAAAAUAAUUUAUUUGCGUAUAUUAAUUUGGCUUUGAUCAUUAUUUAAGUAUUAGUUGCAGCUUACUUUGAUUUGAAAUUAUAGGUUUUCAUAUGCAAGAUGAGAAGGUGCUGGUUUGGGUUGUAUCUGUCUUCCAUAUUUAAACCAUUAAAUAUUAUUGAAGCUUUUUUUAUAACCUAUAUCUGCCUGACCAUAUAUCAUAUGUCCAGCAAAGUGUGAAAAUGGGUCCGAAACUAAGCUGUCAGCUACAAAGUGACGCACAGAUUGAUGGUUUCAUAAGCGGAGAGCGUGGCUCCUGACCUGACUGUACGUCUUCAAGGGCAGGUGUAAAGCUUCACGGGCAGUAUCUGGCAAAUGAUUUGUUCAUGACACAACUCGUAUAUAUCUACUGUUUUGACUUUGCAAAUUUAAACACUACUUCUUCAACUAUUGUUUAUCUUGAUAAAAGCAGCUUGAAGAGUACUUUCUUAGCUCAAAUUUUGCGACAUUUUAUGUACGUACAGUCAAGCUCCGUAUUGGCAAAAUUUAUCAUUUUCCUUUGGGAAUCAAAUACUAUCAUAGAAAAUAAUUAUUUUGGUAUGUAAAACUGAUUGUUUGCCAAAACAUGUGUUCAUUGUUAUGUCAACUUGUUUUCUUCAUGAUCACAAAUACUUUGUAUUAAGGUGUAUAAUAAUAUUGGAAUAGCUCUAUAUUGUUUUAAUAAUUGCGCAUGAUUGUAUUUAAUUUUACAUCAGCCAAAUAUAUCCACCAGAAGGAAGUAUU
Messenger RNA from Dreissena polymorpha, 4453 nucleotides. RefSeq lists its product as uncharacterized. The transcript has 2 exons. The record is from RefSeq and is a predicted model, not a curated record. The coding region runs from base 126 to 1028 and encodes 300 amino acids. NCBI's taxonomy places the organism in Eukaryota, Metazoa, Mollusca, Bivalvia, Myida, Dreissenidae.